AUUUCACCUUUUUGAAAGGCCUCUAAACUAACUCCCUUUGGUUGCUCUUUAAGAAAGUGAAAAAAUUUCUUCUAUACCAAAUUGCUCUCUAAUAAAGUUCAACCAUGACUUCUCUUUGAGAAGUUUUUACACAAAAUCAAUCAAAGAAAAAUAAAGAGCAAAUGGAGUUUCAAACUUCAUCGGUGAAACGCCACUAUGACAUAACCAUGUCAAGAAGAACAAGGAAGCAACCAAUACCAAAUGAGAAACAAAUCUCAAAAAGUGAAACAACAAAGGAAGUGUCUUUUGAAAAAACUACACAUAAUCAUGAGGUGAAAGAAAAUGAGAAUAAUAAUAAUGAUCACAAAAGCUUGAAGCAAUUGAUUGUAGGAGAAGAGAAAGAAACAAAGAUUUUAUGUAAUCAUCAUGAUGAAGGUGAAAGCAAAGGGAGAAAUUCACUUGGUGAACAUUUUACUGAGGAAGAGAAACAACUUAAGCUUGUUAGGAUGCAACAAAAAGACAACAUUCAAGGUUUGAAGUUUAAGAAAUUGGUUCGUCGUUAUGCUAAAGUUUUGGGACAUAUGAUGAAGGCUAAGCGUGAUCCUCAUUUAGGUGAUGCUGGCAAAAAGCAUGUUUUCAAAUUAUAAACAAGUUUAGGGAAAAAAAAUUUAAUUUUGGGUUUUUUGCUAGUUUAUUAUUUGGUUGAUCUAUGUUCAUGUAUGUAUGUGCUAAGCUUAUAUUUUGGUCACAAAAAUUGCAUUAACUUUUCUCCAUGUUCUUGUCAUUUGUGUAUACUAAUUCAUGCAUUAUUAUGCUUAUAUAUAUGACAUUAUGUUAUAUAUUGUAA
Messenger RNA from Cicer arietinum (chickpea), 826 nucleotides. RefSeq lists its product as uncharacterized. The record is from RefSeq and is a predicted model, not a curated record. NCBI's taxonomy places the organism in Eukaryota, Viridiplantae, Streptophyta, Magnoliopsida, Fabales, Fabaceae.